UUUGUUUUCCUUAGCCGUUAGCAUAUGAAGCUCCUGUAAAAGAUGCCCGUGUGUGUCAUGAUGGCUGAACUUGAUGAAAAGCUGCUGUUGCAGUUUGAAACCCAGGAGCUGGAGGCUCCUGGUGGCAUUGCAACGCCUCAAGUAUAUUCCCAGUUAUUAGUCUUGUAUCUCCUGCACAACGACAUGAAUAAUGCCAGAUACCUUUGGAAACGGAUACCCCAAGCAAUCAAAACAGCAAACCCAGAGAUGGCAGCUAUAUGGGCUGUAGGACAGCGGAUCUGGCAGCGAGACUUUCCAGGCAUCUACUCUGCUAUUGCUGCUUACCAGUGGUCUGAAAGCAUUCUCCCUGUGAUGGAAGCUUUAAGAGAGUCAACUCGUAGGAGGGCAUAUGGGCUAGUGGCUCAAGCUUACACCUCUAUCAGUGCAGAAGACUUUGCUGCUUUUGUGGGAUACUCGGUAGAAGAGGCCGUCAAAGGUGUAGUAAGUCAUGGGUGGCAGGCAGAUCCAAACACCAGGAUGAUCAUGCCACAGAAACCAGAUCCGCCUCCGGUCUCGCUGGUUCCAAACGAACAACAGCUGGCCAGACUUACCGACUACGUGGCUUUUCUUGAGAACUGAUAAGCACUCCGCCCUCUCCCAUCCUCUUCCUCACCUUCUCUCAGAUACUCUGUUUUUCAGAAGAAAGAUUCUGGUGUCCAGGACCCUUCACGAAUCCGGUCCUGUCCAGUGAUGGAACUGCUGUCGCUCUCUUUCCUGUUUUGCUUCUUGAACCCGUCAGCCACAGUGAUAUAGGACAAUUCCCAAAUAGUUUUACAUGUACAAAUCUGCUUUGGAGUAUGCUGUCAAUAUUGUAAAUUAUUAUUUUUUGGCAUAAAUACUUCACUUUAUGCACAUUGUUCUGGUGGUUUCUGUUAGUUUAAUUUUACGUGUCAAACAAAAUCCCUCAUUAUGAUUUGUUCAUAUGCCUGAUGUCAUUUUAUAAGAUUUUAUACAAUUAGCGGGGAAUCAAGGUGGCUUGCAAUACGUCGACCAAAUUUUAAACCAAAUGUGUGUGGGUAUUUUACCUUUCUUAAUCUAGAAAAUAGGCCCAUGCAAGUCUGCAAGUAAGUAGGUUUUUAUGAUUGUCCAGAAAAAAAGAAAAAACCCUUUGUCUUGAAGGUAUUGUUUAGCAGUGCUAACAACCGACAGCUUAUUUUGGGUGGCUCACAGUUGUAUUUAAGAUGUUUUCCACUGUCUGACAAGUGUUUUGUUGACAGUGCAUCUCUGUCUGCUGUUCAGAUGUUUUGCACCGCUUCCUUGGUUUCUCACGCAGAGUGGUUUUGAAAAAGAAGAGGAAACAUACCAGCUGUUGGCUAUCGUCAUGUCCUUUCAGCUUAAGGAUAAAAGCUCCAUAUGUGCUGAAACAACCGACACAUAUGGUACUGUGAGAAAUUAACACCAUUCAUUUUUACUGAUUGUUUGACCUUAAAUGUUAUCUUCACGAUAAAUGUCUUUAGUUUCUUGAAAUGUUAA
Messenger RNA from Danio rerio (zebrafish), 1512 nucleotides. It is a transcript of the gene cops8, whose product is annotated as COP9 signalosome subunit 8. NCBI's taxonomy places the organism in Eukaryota, Metazoa, Chordata, Actinopteri, Cypriniformes, Danionidae. Gene Ontology annotation, biological process: protein deneddylation; COP9 signalosome assembly. The record is from RefSeq and is marked provisional. Gene Ontology annotation, cellular component: cytoplasm; COP9 signalosome; nucleus.